CUGAUUCCCUGGCUUAGGCUCAAGACGUAUGCCAACUUCCCAGAAGCACCUCAGGAGGAGGCUUCUCUCAGCAAUAGGCUCAAGACGUAUGCCAACUUCCCAGAAGCACCUCAGGAGGAGGCUUCUCUCAGCAAUAGGCUCAAGACGUAUGCCAACUUCCCAGAAGCACCUCAGGAGGAGGCUUCUCUCAGCAAUAGGCUCAAGACGUAUGCCAACUUCCCAGAAGCACCUCAGGAGGAGGCUUCUCUCAGCAAUAGGCUCAAGACGUAUGCCAACUUCCCAGAAGCACCUCAGGAGGAGGCUUCUCUCAGCAAUAGGCUCAAGACGUAUGCCAACUUCCCAGAAGCACCUCAGGAGGAGGCUUCUCUCAGCAAUAGGCUCAAGACGUAUGCCAACUUCCCAGAAGCACCUCAGGAGGAGGCUUCUCUCAGCAAUAGGCUCAAGACGUAUGCCAACUUCCCAGAAGCACCUCAGGAGGAGGCUUCUCUCAGCAAUAGGCUCAAGACGUAUGCCAACUUCCCAGAAGCACCUCAGGAGGAGGCUUCUCUCAGCAAUAGGCUCAAGACGUAUGCCAACUUCCCAGAAGCACCUCAGGAGGAGGCUUCUCUCAGCAAUAGGCUCAAGACGUAUGCCAACUUCCCAGAAGCACCUCAGGAGGAGGCUUCUCUCAGCAAUAGGCUCAAGACGUAUGCCAACUUCCCAGAAGCACCUCAGGAGGAGGCUUCUCUCAGCAAUAGGCUCAAGACGUAUGCCAACUUCCCAGAAGCACCUCAGGAGGAGGCUUCUCUCAGCAAUAGGCUCAAGACGUAUGCCAACUUCCCAGAAGCACCUCAGGAGGAGGCUUCUCUCAGCAAUAGGCUCAAGACGUAUGCCAACUUCCCAGAAGCACCUCAGGAGGAGGCUUCUCUCAGCAAUAGGCUCAAGACGUAUGCCAACUUCCCAGAAGCACCUCAGGAGGAGGCUUCUCUCAGCAAUAGGCUCAAGACGUAUGCCAACUUCCCAGAAGCACCUCAGGAGGAGGCUUCUCUCAGCAAUAGGCUCAAGACGUAUGCCAACUUCCCAGAAGCACCUCAGGAGGAGGCUUCUCUCAGCAAUAGGCUCAAGACGUAUGCCAACUUCCCAGAAGCACCUCAGGAGGAGGCUUCUCUCAGCAAUAGGCUCAAGACGUAUGCCAACUUCCCAGAAGCACCUCAGGAGGAGGCUUCUCUCAGCAAUAGGCUCAAGACGUAUGCCAACUUCCCAGAAGCACCUCAGGAGGAGGCUUCUCUCAGCAAUAGGCUCAAGACGUAUGCCAACUUCCCAGAAGCACCUCAGGAGGAGGCUUCUCUCAGCAAUAGGCUCAAGACGUAUGCCAACUUCCCAGAAGCACCUCAGGAGGAGGCUUCUCUCAGCAAUAGGCUCAAGACGUAUGCCAACUUCCCAGAAGCACCUCAGGAGGAGGCUUCUCUCAGCAAUAGGCUCAAGACGUAUGCCAACUUCCCAGAAGCACCUCAGGAGGAGGCUUCUCUCAGCAAUAGGCUCAAGACGUAUGCCAACUUCCCAGAAGCACCUCAGGAGGAGGCUUCUCUCAGCAAUAGGCUCAAGACGUAUGCCAACUUCCCAGAAGCACCUCAGGAGGAGGCUUCUCUCAGCAAUAGGCUCAAGACGUAUGCCAACUUCCCAGAAGCACCUCAGGAGGAGGCUUCUCUCAGCAAUAGGCUCAAGACGUAUGCCAACUUCCCAGAAGCACCUCAGGAGGAGGCUUCUCUCAGCAAUAGGCUCAAGACGUAUGCCAACUUCCCAGAAGCACCUCAGGAGGAGGCUUCUCUCAGCAAUAGGCUCAAGACGUAUGCCAACUUCCCAGAAGCACCUCAGGAGGAGGCUUCUCUCAGCAAUAGGCUCAAGACGUAUGCCAACUUCCCAGAAGCACCUCAGGAGGAGGCUUCUCUCAGCAAUAGGCUCAAGACGUAUGCCAACUUCCCAGAAGCACCUCAGGAGGAGGCUUCUCUCAGCAAUAGGCUCAAGACGUAUGCCAACUUCCCAGAAGCAACUCAGGAGGAGGCUUCUCUCAGCAAUAGGCUCAAGACGUAUGCCAACUUCCCAGAAGCACCUCAGGAGGAGGCUUCUCUCAGCAAUAGGCUCAAGACGUAUGCCAACUUCCCAGAAGCACCUCAGGAGGAGGCUUCUCUCAGCAAUAGGCUCAAGACGUAUGCCAACUUCCCAGAAGCACCUCAGGAGGAGGCUUCUCUCAGCAAUAGGCUCAAGACGUAUGCCAACUUCCCAGAAGCACCUCAGGAGGAGGCUUCUCUCAGCAAUAGGCUCAAGACGUAUGCCAACUUCCCAGAAUCACCUCAGGAGGAGGCUUCUCUCAGCAAUAGGCUCAAGACGUAUGCCAACUUCCCAGAAGCACCUCAGGAGGAGGCUUCUCUCAGCAAUAGGCUCAAGACGUAUGCCAACUUCCCAGAAGCACCUCAGGAGGAGGCUUCUCUCAGCAAUAGGCUCAAGACGUAUGCCAACUUCCCAGAAGCACCUCAGGAGGAGGCUUCUCUCAGCAAUAGGCUCAAGACGUAUGCCAACUUCCCAGAAGCACCUCAGGAGGAGGCUUCUCUCAGCAAUAGGCUCAAGACGUAUGCCAACUUCCCAGAAGCACCUCAGGAGGAGGCUUCUCUCAGCAAUAGGCUCAAGACGUAUGCCAACUUCCCAGAAGCACCUCAGGAGGAGGCUUCUCUCAGCAAUAGGCUCAAGACGUAUGCCAACUUCCCAGAAGCACCUCAGGAGGAGGCUUCUCUCAGCAAUAGGCUCAAGACGUAUGCCAACUUCCCAGAAGCACCUCAGGAGGAGGCUUCUCUCAGCAAUAGGCUCAAGACGUAUGCCAACUUCCCAGAAGCACCUCAGGAGGAGGCUUCUCUCAGCAAUAGGCUCAAGACGUAUGCCAACUUCCCAGAAGCACCUCAGGAGGAGGCUUCUCUCAGCAAUAGGCUCAAGACGUAUGCCAACUUCCCAGAAGCACCUCAGGAGGAGGCUUCUCUCAGCAAUAGGCUCAAGACGUAUGCCAACUUCCCAGAAGCACCUCAGGAGGAGGCUUCUCUCAGCAAUAGGCUCAAGACGUAUGCCAACUUCCCAGAAGCACCUCAGGAGGAGGCUUCUCUCAGCAAUAGGCUCAAGACGUAUGCCAACUUCCCAGAAGCACCUCACGAGGAGGCUUCUCUCAGCAAUAGGCUCAAGACGUAUGCCAACUUCCCAGAAGCACCUCAGGAGGAGGCUUCUCUCAGCAAUAGGCUCAAGACGUAUGCCAACUUCCCAGAAGCACCUCAGGAGGAGGCUUCUCUCAGCAAUAGGCUCAAGACGUAUGCCAACUUCCCAGAAGCACCUCAGGAGGAGGCUUCUCUCAGCAAUAGGCUCAAGACGUAUGCCAACUUCCCAGAAGCACCUCAGGAGGAGGCUUCUCUCAGCAAUAGGCUCAAGACGUAUGCCAACUUCCCAGAAGCACCUCAGGAGGAGGCUUCUCUCAGCAAUAGGCUCAAGACGUAUGCCAACUUCCCAGAAGCACCUCAGGAGGAGGCUUCUCUCAGCAAUAGGCUCAAGACGUAUGCCAACUUCCCAGAAGCACCUCAGGAGGAGGCUUCUCUCAGCAAUAGGCUCAAGACGUAUGCCAACUUCCCAGAAGCACCUCAGGAGGAGGCUUCUCUCAGCAAUAGGCUCAAGACGUAUGCCAACUUCCCAGAAGCACCUCAGGAGGAGGCUUCUCUCAGCAAUAGGCUCAAGACGUAUGCCAACUUCCCAGAAGCACCUCAGGAGGAGGCUUCUCUCAGCAAUAGGCUCAAGACGUAUGCCAACUUCCCAGAAGCACCUCAGGAGGAGGCUUCUCUCAGCAAUAGGCUCAAGACGUAUGCCAACUUCCCAGAAGCACCUCACGAGGAGGCUUCUCUCAGCAAUAGGCUCAAGACGUAUGCCAACUUCCCAGAAGCACCUCAGGAGGAGGCUUCUCUCAGCAAUAGGCUCAAGACGUAUGCCAACUUCCCAGAAGCACCUCAGGAGGAGGCUUCUCUCAGCAAUAGGCUCAAGACGUAUGCCAACUUCCCAGAAGCACCUCAGGAGGAGGCUUCUCUCAGCAAUAGGCUCAAGACGUAUGCCAACUUCCCAGAAGCACCUCAGGAGGAGGCUUCUCUCAGCAAUAGGCUCAAGACGUAUGCCAACUUCCCAGAAGCACCUCAGGAGGAGGCUUCUCUCAGCAAUAGGCUCAAGACGUAUGCCAACUUCCCAGAAGCACCUCAGGAGGAGGCUUCUCUCAGCAAUAGGCUCAAGACGUAUGCCAACUUCCCAGAAGCACCUCAGGAGGAGGCUUCUCUCAGCAAUAGGCUCAAGACGUAUGCCAACUUCCCAGAAGCACCUCAGGAGGAGGCUUCUCUCAGCAAUAGGCUCAAGACGUAUGCCAACUUCCCAGAAGCACCUCAGGAGGAGGCUUCUCUCAGCAAUAGGCUCAAGACGUAUGCCAACUUCCCAGAAGCACCUCAGGAGGAGGCUUCUCUCAGCAAUAGGCUCAAGACGUAUGCCAACUUCCCAGAAGCACCUCAGGAGGAGGCUUCUCUCAGCAAUAGGCUCAAGACGUAUGCCAACUUCCCAGAAGCACCUCAGGAGGAGGCUUCUCUCAGCAAUAGGCUCAAGACGUAUGCCAACUUCCCAGAAGCACCUCAGGAGGAGGCUUCUCUCAGCAAUAGGCUCAAGACGUAUGCCAACUUCCCAGAAGCACCUCAGGAGGAGGCUUCUCUCAGCAAUAGGCUCAAGACGUAUGCCAACUUCCCAGAAGCACCUCAGGAGGAGGCUUCUCUCAGCAAUAGGCUCAAGACGUAUGCCAACUUCCCAGAAGCACCUCAGGAGGAGGCUUCUCUCAGCAAUAGGCUCAAGACGUAUGCCAACUUCCCAGAAGCACCUCAGGAGGAGGCUUCUCUCAGCAAUAGGCUCAAGACGUAUGCCAACUUCCCAGAAGCACCUCAGGAGGAGGCUUCUCUCAGCAAUAGGCUCAAGACGUAUGCCAACUUCCCAGAAGCACCUCAGGAGGAGGCUUCUCUCAGCAAUAGGCUCAAGACGUAUGCCAACUUCCCAGAAGCACCUCAGGAGGAGGCUUCUCUCAGCAAUAGGCUCAAGACGUAUGCCAACUUCCCAGAAGCACCUCAGGAGGAGGCUUCUCUCAGCAAUAGGCUCAAGACGUAUGCCAACUUCCCAGAAGCACCUCAGGAGGAGGCUUCUCUCAGCAAUAGGCUCAAGACGUAUGCCAACUUCCCAGAAGCACCUCAGGAGGAGGCUUCUCUCAGCAAUAGGCUCAAGACGUAUGCCAACUUCCCAGAAGCACCUCAGGAGGAGGCUUCUCUCAGCAAUAGGCUCAAGACGUAUGCCAACUUCCCAGAAGCACCUCAGGAGGAGGCUUCUCUCAGCAAUAGGCUCAAGACGUAUGCCAACUUCCCAGAAGCACCUCAGGAGGAGGCUUCUCUCAGCAAUAGGCUCAAGACGUAUGCCAACUUCCCAGAAGCACCUCAGGAGGAGGCUUCUCUCAGCAAUAGGCUCAAGACGUAUGCCAACUUCCCAGAAGCACCUCAGGAGGAGGCUUCUCUCAGCAAUAGGCUCAAGACGUAUGCCAACUUCCUAGAAGCACCUCAGGAGGAGGCUUCUCUCAGCAAUAGGCUCAAGACGUAUGCCAACUUCCCAGAAGCACCUCAGGAGGAGGCUUCUCUCAGCAAUAGGCUCAAGACGUAUGCCAACUUCCCAGAAGCACCUCAGGAGGAGGCUUCUCUCAGCAAUAGGCUCAAGACGUAUGCCAACUUCCCAGAAGCACCUCAGGAGGAGGCUUCUCUCAGCAAUAGGCUCAAGACGUAUGCCAACUUCCCAGAAGCACCUCAGGAGGAGGCUUCUCUCAGCAAUAGGCUCAAGACGUAUGCCAACUUCCCAGAAGCACCUCAGGAGGAGGCUUCUCUCAGCAAUAGGCUCAAGACGUAUGCCAACUUCCCAGAAGCACCUCAGGAGGAGGCUUCUCUCAGCAAUAGGCUCAAGACGUAUGCCAACUUCCCAGAAGCACCUCAGGAGGAGGCUUCUCUCAGCAAUAGGCUCAAGACGUAUGCCAACUUCCCAGAAGCACCUCAGGAGGAGGCUUCUCUCAGCAAUAGGCUCAAGACGUAUGCCAACUUCCCAGAAGCACCUCAGGAGGAGGCUUCUCUCAGCAAUAGGCUCAAGACGUAUGCCAACUUCCCAGAAGCACCUCAGGAGGAGGCUUCUCUCAGCAAUAGGCUCAAGACGUAUGCCAACUUCCCAGAAGCACCUCAGGAGGAGGCUUCUCUCAGCAAUAGGCUCAAGACGUAUGCCAACUUCCCAGAAGCACCUCAGGAGGAGGCUUCUCUCAGCAAUAGGCUCAAGACGUAUGCCAACUUCCCAGAAGCACCUCAGGAGGAGGCUUCUCUCAGCAAUAGGCUCAAGACGUAUGCCAACUUCCCAGAAGCACCUCAGGAGGAGGCUUCUCUCAGCAAUAGGCUCAAGACGUAUGCCAACUUCCCAGAAGCACCGCAGGAGGAGGCUUCUCUCAGCAAUAGGCUCAAGACGUAUGCCAACUUCCCAGAAGCACCUCAGGAGGAGGCUUCUCUCAGCAAUAGGCUCAAGACGUAUGCCAACUUCCCAGAAGCACCUCAGGAGGAGGCUUCUCUCAGCAAUAGGCUCAAGACGUAUGCCAACUUCCCAGAAGCACCUCAGGAGGAGGCUUCUCUCAGCAAUAGGCUCAAGACGUAUGCCAACUUCCCAGAAGCACCUCAGGAGGAGGCUUCUCUCAGCAAUAGGCUCAAGACGUAUGCCAACUUCCCAGAAGCACCUCAGGAGGAGGCUUCUCUCAGCAAUAGGCUCAAGACGUAUGCCAACUUCCCAGAAGCACCUCAGGAGGAGGCUUCUCUCAGCAAUAGGCUCAAGACGUAUGCCAACUUCCCAGAAGCACCUCAGGAGGAGGCUUCUCUCAGCAAUAGGCUCAAGACGUAUGCCAACUUCCCAGAAGCACCUCAGGAGGAGGCUUCUCUCAGCAAUAGGCUCAAGACGUAUGCCAACUUCCCAGAAGCACCUCAGGAGGAGGCUUCUCUCAGCAAUAGGCUCAAGACGUAUGCCAACUUCCCAGAAGCACCUCAGGAGGAGGCUUCUCUCAGCAAUAGGCUCAAGACGUAUGCCAACUUCCCAGAAGCACCUCAGGAGGAGGCUUCUCUCAGCAAUAGGCUCAAGACGUAUGCCAACUUCCCAGAAGCACCUCAGGAGGAGGCUUCUCUCAGCAAUAGGCUCAAGACGUAUGCCAACUUCCCAGAAGCACCUCAGGAGGAGGCUUCUCUCAGCAAUAGGCUCAAGACGUAUGCCAACUUCCCAGAAGCACCUCAGGAGGAGGCUUCUCUCAGCAAUAGGCUCAAGACGUAUGCCAACUUCCCAGAAGCACCUCAGGAGGAGGCUUCUCUCAGCAAUAGGCUCAAGACGUAUGCCAACUUCCCAGAAGCACCUCAGGAGGAGGCUUCUCUCAGCCAUAGGCUCAAGACGUAUGCCAACUUCCCAGAAGCACCUCAGGAGGAGGCUUCUCUCAGCAAUAGGCUCAAGACGUAUGCCAACUUCCCAGAAGCACCUCAGGAGGAGGCUUCUCUCAGCAAUAGGCUCAAGACGUAUGCCAACUUCCAAGAAGCACCUCAGGAGGAGGCUUCUCUCAGCAAUAGGCUCAAGACGUAUGCCAACUUCCCAGAAGCACCUCAGGAGGAGGCUUCUCUCAGCAAUAGGCUCAAGACGUAUGCCAACUUCCCAGAAGCACCUCAGGAGGAGGCUUCUCUCAGCAAUAGGCUCAAGACGUAUGCCAACUUCCCAGAAGCACCUCAGGAGGAGGCUUCUCUCAGCAAUAGGCUCAAGACGUAUGCCAACUUCCCAGAAGCACCUCAGGAGGAGGCUUCUCUCAGCAAUAGGCUCAAGACGUAUGCCAACUUCCCAGAAGCACCUCAGGAGGAGGCUUCUCUCAGCAAUAGGCUCAAGACGUAUGCCAACUUCCCAGAAGCACCUCAGGAGGAGGCUUCUCUCAGCAAUAGGCUCAAGACGUAUGCCAACUUCCCAGAAGCACCUCAGGAGGAGGCUUCUCUCAGCAAUAGGCUCAAGACGUAUGCCAACUUCCCAGAAGCACCUCAGGAGGAGGCUUCUCUCAGCAAUAGGCUCAAGACGUAUGCCAACUUCCCAGAAGCACCUCAGGAGGAGGCUUCUCUCAGCAAUAGGCUCAAGACGUAUGCCAACUUCCCAGAAGCACCUCAGGAGGAGGCUUCUCUCAGCAAUAGGCUCAAGACGUAUGCCAACUUCCCAGAAGCACCUCAGGAGGAGGCUUCUCUCAGCAAUAGGCUCAAGACGUAUGCCAACUUCCCAGAAGCACCUCAGGAGGAGGCUUCUCUCAGCAAUAGGCUCAAGACGUAUGCCAACUUUCAAGACGCACCUCAGGAGGAGGCUUCUCUCAGCAAUAGGCUCAAGACGUAUGCCAACUUCCCAGAAGCACCUCAGGAGGAGGCUUCUCUCAGCAAUAGGCUCAAGACGUAUGCCAACUUCCCAGAAGCACCUCAGGAGGAGGCUUCUCUCAGCAAUAGGCUCAAGACGUAUGCCAACUUCCCAGAAGCACCUCAGGAGGAGGCUUCUCUCAGCAAUAGGCUCAAGACGUAUGCCAACUUCCCAGAAGCACCUCAGGAGGAGGCUUCUCUCAGCAAUAGGCUCAAGACGUAUGCCAACUUCCCAGAAGCACCUCAGGAGGAGGCUUCUCUCAGCAAUAGGCUCAAGACUUAUGCCAACUUCCCAGAAGCACCUCAGGAGGAGGCUUCUCUCAGCAAUAGGCUCAAGACGUAUGCCAACUUCCCAGAAGCACCUCAGGAGGAGGCUUCUCUCAGCAAUAGGUUCAAGACGUAUGCCAACUUCCCAGAAGCACCUCAGGAGGAGGCUUCUCUCAGCAAUAGGCUCAAGACGUAUGCCAACUUCCCAGAAGCACCUCAGGAGGAGGCUUCUCUCAGCAAUAGGCUCAAGACGUAUGCCAACUUCCCAGAAGCACCACAGGAGGAGGCUUCUCUCAGCAAUAGGCUCAAGACGUAUGCCAACUUCCCAGAAGCACCUCAGGAGGAGGCUUCUCUCAGCAAUAGGCUCAAGACGUAUGCCAACUUCCCAGAAGCACCUCAGGAGGAGGCUUCUCUCAGCAAUAGGCUCAAGACGUAUGCCAACUUCCCAGAAGCACCUCAGGAGGAGGCUUCUCUCAGCAAUAGGCUCAAGACGUAUGCCAACUUCCCAGAAGCACCUCAGGAGGAGGCUUCUCUCAGCAAUAGGCUCAAGACGUAUGCCAACUUCCCAGAAGCACCUCAGGAGGAGGCUUCUCUCAGCAAUAGGCUCAAGACGUAUGCCAACUUCCCAGAAGCACCUCAGGAGGAGGCUUCUCUCAGCAAUAGGCUCAAGACGUAUGCCAACUUCCCAGAAGCACCUCAGGAGGAGGCUUCUCUCAGCAAUAGGCUCAAGACGUAUGCCAACUUCCCAGAAGCACCUCAGGAGGAGGCUUCUCUCAGCAAUAGGCUCAAGACGUAUGCCAACUUCCCAGAAGCACCUCAGGAGGAGGCUUCUCUCAGCAAUAGGCUCAAGACGUAUGCCAACUUCCCAGAAGCACCUCAGGAGGAGGCUUCUCUCAGCAAUAGGCUCAAGACGUAUGCCAACUUCCCAGAAGCACCUCAGGAGGAGGCUUCUCUCAGCAAUAGGCUCAAGACGUAUGCCAACUUCCCAGAAGCACCUCAGGAGGAGGCUUCUCUCAGCAAUAGGCUCAAGACGUAUGCCAACUUCCCAGAAGCACCUCAGGAGGAGGCUUCUCUCAGCAAUAGGCUCAAGACGUAUGCCAACUUCCCAGAAGCACCUCAGGAGGAGGCUUCUCUCAGCAAUAGGCUCAAGACGUAUGCCAACUUCCCAGAAGCACCUCAGGAGGAGGCUUCUCUCAGCAAUAGGCUCAAGACGUAUGCCAACUUCCCAGAAGCACCUCAGGAGGAGGCUUCUCUCAGCAAUAGGCUCAAGACGUAUGCCAACUUCCCAGAAGCACCUCAGGAGGAGGCUUCUCUCAGCAAUAGGCUCAAGACGUAUGCCAACUUCCCAGAAGCACCUCAGGAGGAGGCUUCUCUCAGCAAUAGGCUCAAGACGUAUGCCAACUUCCCAGAAGCACCUCAGGAGGAGGCUUCUCUCAGCAAUAGGCUCAAGACGUAUGCCAACUUCCCAGAAGCACCUCAGGAGGAGGCUUCUCUCAGCAAUAGGCUCAAGACGUAUGCCAACUUCCCAGAAGCACCUCAGGAGGAGGCUUCUCUCAGCAAUAGGCUCAAGACGUAUGCCAACUUCCCAGAAGCACCUCAGGAGGAGGCUUCUCUCAGCAAUAGGCUCAAGACGUAUGCCAACUUCCCAGAAGCACCUCAGGAGGAGGCUUCUCUCAGCAAUAGGCUCAAGACGUAUGCCAACUUCCCAGAAGCACCUCAGGAGGAGGCUUCUCUCAGCAAUAGGCUCAAGACGUAUGCCAACUUCCCAGAAGCACCUCAGGAGGAGGCUUCUCUCAGCAAUAGGCUCAAGACGUAUGCCAACUUCCCAGAAGCACCUCAGGAGGAGGCUUCUCUCAGCAAUAGGCUCAAGACGUAUGCCAACUUCCCAGAAGCACCUCAGGAGGAGGCUUCUCUCAGCAAUAGGCUCAAGACGUAUGCCAACUUCCCAGAAGCACCUCAGGAGGAGGCUUCUCUCAGCAAUAGGCUCAAGACGUAUGCCAACUUCCCAGAAGCACCUCAGGAGGAGGCUUCUCUCAGCAAUAGGCUCAAGACGUAUGCCAACUUCCCAGAAGCACCUCAGGAGGAGGCUUCUCUCAGCAAUAGGCUCAAGACGUAUGCCAACUUCCCAGAAGCACCUCAGGAGGAGGCUUCUCUCAGCAAUAGGCUCAAGACGUAUGCCAACUUCCCAGAAGCACCUCAGGAGGAGGCUUCUCUCAGCAAUAGGCUCAAGACGUAUGCCAACUUCCCAGAAGCACCUCAGGAGGAGGCUUCUCUCAGCAAUAGGCUCAAGACGUAUGCCAACUUCCCAGAAGCACCUCAGGAGGAGGCUUCUCUCAGCAAUAGGCUCAAGACGUAUGCCAACUUCCCAGAAGCACCUCAGGAGGAGGCUUCUCUCAGCAAUAGGCUCAAGACGUAUGCCAACUUCCCAGAUGCACCUCAGGAGGAGGCUUCUCUCAGCAAUAGGCUCAAGACGUAUGCCAACUUCCCAGAAGCACCUCAGGAGGAGGCUUCUCUCAGCAAUAGGCUCAAGACGUAUGCCAACUUCCCAGAAGCACCUCAGGAGGAGGCUUCUCUCAGCAAUAGGCUCAAGACGUAUGCCAACUUCCCAGAAGCACCUCAGGAGGAGGCUUCUCUCAGCAAUAGGCUCAAGACGUAUGCCAACUUCCCAGAAGCACCUCAGGAGGAGGCUUCUCUCAGCAAUAGGCUCAAGACGUAUGCCAACUUCCCAGAAGCACCUCAGGAGGAGGCUUCUCUCAGCAAUAGGCUCAAGACGUAUGCCAACUUCCCAGAAGCACCUCAGGAGGAGGCUUCUCUCAGCAAUAGGCUCAAGACGUAUGCCAACUUCCCAGAAGCACCUCAGGAGGAGGCUUCUCUCAGCAAUAGGCUCAAGACGUAUGCCAACUUCCCAGAAGCACCUCAGGAGGAGGCUUCUCUCAGCAAUAGGCUCAAGACGUAUGCCAACUUCCCAGAAGCACCUCAGGAGGAGGCUUCUCUCAGCAAUAGGCUCAAGACGUAUGCCAACUUCCCAGAAGCACCUCAGGAGGAGGCUUCUCUCAGCAAUAGGCUCAAGACGUAUGCCAACUUCCCAGAAGCACCUCAGGAGGAGGCUUCUCUCAGCAAUAGGCUCAAGACGUAUGCCAACUUCCCAGAAGCACCUCAGGAGGAGGCUUCUCUCAGCAAUAGGCUCAAGACGUAUGCCAACUUCCCAGAAGCACCUCAGGAGGAGGCUUCUCUCAGCAAUAGGCUCAAGACGUAUGCCAACUUCCCAGAAGCACCUCAGGAGGAGGCUUCUCUCAGCAAUAGGCUCAAGACGUAUGCCAACUUCCCAGAAGCACCUCAGGAGGAGGCUUCUCUCAGCAAUAGGCUCAAGACGUAUGCCAACUUUCCAGAAGCCCCUUUGGAGGAGGCUUCUCUCAGCAAUAGGCUCAAGACGUAUGCCAACUUCCCAGAAACACCUCAGGAGGAGGCUUCUCUCAGCAAUAGGCUCAAGACGUAUGCCAACUUUCCAGAAGCCCCUUUGGAGGAGGCUUCUCUCAGCAAUAGGCUCAAGACGUAUGCCAACUUCCCAGAAGCACCUCAGGAGGAGGCUUCUCUCAGCAAUAGGCUCAAGACGUAUGCCAACUUCCCAGAAGCACCUCAGGAGGAGGCUUCUCUCAGCAAUAGGCUCAAGACGUAUGCCAACUUCCCAGAAGCACCUCAGGAGGAGGCUUCUCUCAUCAAUAGGCUCAAGACGUAUGCCAACUUCCCAGAAGCACCUCAGGAGGAGGCUUCUCUCAGCAAUAGGCUCAAGACGUAUGCCAACUUCCCAGAAGCACCUCAGGAGGAGGCUUCUCUCAGCAAUAGGCUCAAGACGUAUGCCAACUUCCCAGAAGCACCUCAGGAGGAGGCUUCUCUCAGCAAUAGGCUCAAGACGUAUGCCAACUUCCCAGAAGCACCUCAGGAGGAGGCUUCUCUCAGCAAUAGGCUCAAGACGUAUGCCAACUUCCCAGAAGCACCUCAGGAGGAGGCUUCUCUCAGCAAUAGGCUCAAGACGUAUGCCAACUUCCCAGAAGCACCUCAGGAGGAGGCUUCUCUCAGCAAUAGGCUCAAGACGUAUGCCAACUUCCCAGAAGCACCUCAGGAGGAGGCUUCUCUCAGCAAUAGGCUCAAGACGUAUGCCAACUUCCCAGAAGCACCUCAGGAGGAGGCUUCUCUCAGCAAUAGGCUCAAGACGUAUGCCAACUUCCCAGAAGCACCUCAGGAGGAGGCUUCUCUCAGCAAUAGGCUCAAGACGUAUGCCAACUUCCCAGAAGCACCCCAGGAGGAGGCUUCUCUCAGCAAUAGGCUCAAGACGUAUGCCAACUUCCCAGAAGCACCUCAGGAGGAGGCUUCUCUCAGCAAUAGGCUCAAGACGUAUGCCAACUUCCCAGAAGCACCUCAGGAGGAGGCUUCUCUCAGCAAUAGGCUCAAGACGUAUGCCAACUUCCCAGAAGCACCUCAGGAGGAGGCUUCUCUCAGCAAUAGGCUCAAGACGUAUGCCAACUUCCCAGAAGCACCUCAGGAGGAGGCUUCUCUCAGCAAUAGGCUCAAGACGUAUGCCAACUUCCCAGAAGCACCUCAGGAGGAGGCUUCUCUCAGCAAUAGGCUCAAGACGUAUGCCAACUUCCCAGAAGCACCUCAGGAGGAGGCUUCUCUCAGCAAUAGGCUCAAGACGUAUGCCAACUUCCCAGAAGCACCUCAGGAGGAGGCUUCUCUCAGCAAUAGGCUCAAGACGUAUGCCAACUUCCCAGAAGCACCCCAGGAGGAGGCUUCUCUCAGCAAUAGGCUCAAGACGUAUGCCAACUUCCCAGAAGCACCUCAGGAGGAGGCUUCUCUCAGCAAUAGGCUCAAGACGUAUGCCAACUUCCCAGAAGCACCUCAGGAGGAGGCUUCUCUCAGCAAUAGGUUCAAGACGUAUGCCAACUUCCCAGAAGCACCUCAGGAGGAGGCUUCUCUCAGCAAUAGGCUCAAGACGUAUGCCAACUUCCCAGAAGCACCUCAGGAGGAGGCUUCUCUCAGCAAUAGGCUCAAGACGUAUGCCAACUUCCCAGAAGCACCUCAGGAGAAGGCUUCUCUCAGCAAUAGGCUCAAGACGUAUGCCAACUUCCCAGAAGCACCUCAGGAGGAGGCUUCUCUCAGCAAUAGGCUCAAGACGUAUGCCAACUUCCCAGAAGCACCUCAGGAGGAGGCUUCUCUCAGCAAUAGGCUCAAGACGUAUGCCAACUUCCCAGAAGCACCUCAGGAGGAGGCUUCUCUCAGCAAUAGGCUCAAGACGUAUGCCAACUUCCCAGAAGCACCUCAGGAGGAGGCUUCUCUCAGCAAUAGGCUCAAGACGUAUGCCAACUUCCCAGAAGCACCUCAGGAGGAGGCUUCUCUCAGCAAUAGGCUCAAGACAUAUGCCAACUUCCCAGAAGCACCUCAGGAGGAGGCUUCUCUCAGCAAUAGGCUCAAGACGUAUGCCAACUUCCCAGAAGCACCUCAGGAGGAGGCUUCUCUCAGCAAUAGGCUCAAGACGUAUGCCAACUUCCCAGAAGCACCUCAGGAGGAGGCUUCUCUCAGCAAUAGGCUCAAGACGUAUGCCAACUUCCCAGAAGCACCUCAGGAGGAGGCUUCUCUCAGCAAUAGGCUCAAGACGUAUGCCAACUUCCCAGAAGCACCUCAGGAGGAGGCUUCUCUCAGCAAUAGGCUCAAGACGUAUGCCAACUUCCCAGAAGCACCUCAGGAGGAGGCUUCUCUCAGCAAUAGGCUCAAGACGUAUGCCAACUUCCCAGAAGCACCUCAGGAGGAGGCUUCUCUCAGCAAUAGGCUCAAGACGUAUGCCAACUUCCCAGAAGCACCUCAGGAGGAGGCUUCUCUCAGCAAUAGGCUCAAGACGUAUGCCAACUUCCCAGAAGCACCUCAGGAGGAGGCUUCUCUCAGCAAUAGGCUCAAGACGUAUGCCAACUUCCCAGAAGCACCUCAGGAGGAGGCUUCUCUCAGCAAUAGGCUCAAGACGUAUGCCAACUUCCCAGAAGCACCUCAGGAGGAGGCUUCUCUCAGCAAUAGGAAUCCCAAAAUCCCUGUGGCUACUGGAAAGGGUCCUUGGGUGCCCUGCCUCACCUCGAGAAGCGUCCCUUUUGCCCUGCCAAGCCUCGAAGAGAUUCCUGAGGUGUCCCUCGUUACUAGACAGGAGUCGUGA
Molecule: messenger RNA, 14970 nt
Organism: Rangifer tarandus platyrhynchus (Svalbard reindeer)
Lineage: Eukaryota; Metazoa; Chordata; Mammalia; Artiodactyla; Cervidae
Source: the annotation of a GenBank genome assembly